ACCGCGGCGUACUAUAAUAAUUCUCGUCGUAGUCAGUCGCGCAACGCGCCGUCAUUUGAUCGGGUCGUCGCGACGUACGAUCUGCACGAUCGUGACUGUAACGUAACAACACCUCGGAUCGAGGUCCUGGGCGAUCGGAAUAUAUCCCCGUUCCUCGCCAGACGAUCGUCACGAAUUAACAUCGUCGCAAACUUUUUCUCUUUCACAUUUUUAAUUUUCACCAUUUUUUCUUCUCGCGAUUUUCACGCGCGAAUUUAGUCGUCCACGACGUCGAAUUUGCGUCGAUAAUCAUUCGUCGGUCGUCCCGUCGAUUGAUCCGGAGUGUUUCGAUAGAAUUAUUGAAAUUAUAACACGCGACGUGAUCGUUGGAAUCGUUUUUUUGCGCGCGAAUUUUCGAACCCCAUCGGCGUCCGCAGGAUUAUUACUAUGGUAUUUCGAAGUGAUUUCAACGAGUGGGCAGGAAACGAGGAAAUAUUCGUUCGUAAACGUUACGGGGUCAUUUCGACGGAUUUAUGUGAAAAACUACUCUGCAUCAUAACAGCCGGCUUCUGAAUUGAUGCAACCGUCGCGCAACAGCGGCAAGAAAUAUCUCAAAAAUCGAAAACCUUAUAUUAUAACGAUGUAUCAAUAAAUAUAGAUUACAUGGAACGAUCGUUGCCUUGAUAAUUGAUACACAUACAUAUACAUACUUCCAAGUAUAUACGUGUUAUAAAAAUAUAUAUAUGUAUAUCUUCUUCGAAUGACGAAAUUAUAUCGCGUGCUGAGAUAUUUAUUAGGUAUAUCGAUAACUUUCUGAGAUAAAUAAACACCCAUGCAGAUAAUUUUUUUUUUUUAUUUACUCUCACCCUGAUGUUGUAUAAUUUCCGGUGAGCGUUAUGUGCGCGAAUGAAAAGAGAAAAAAAAAGAGAGCAAUUGAUGCUCAAGAUGUGCAGACAUGCAUAAUAAUUCUUUCGUUGAAAUUGUAGUGCAAAAUACACUACAGCCUUGAAAUAUUCAUUCAACAAUAAUAAUGAUGUUAAUAAUAAUGAACAGUUGAAGAAUAAAAAUUACAUUCCCGCAUUUAUGUAAGUGUACAGAGACGCACGUUCAAAGAUACUACUUCGCAUCUGAGACGAUAAAACAAUUAAAAGAAAGUUAUAUAAAAAUAUAAGAACAAGAAAUAGGAGAAUUGAAAAAAAAUAAAAAAUAAGAAGAAACUGUUCUUAUACUCUACAGCGAUUAGAUAAGCCAGACAUCAUCAGGCUCAUGCACAAUAAUAUAAGUCCUCAUAUUAAUAUAUAUACAUAUAUAUAUGCGUGUGUGUGAAAAGGAAUUUUAAAAACAAAUUAAAAGAAAGAUAUGUACGGUGCGUACAUAGUGAAAGUGUAUUUUUGGAAUGCGAGCUGUAAAGAAGAAAAUAAACUACUAAUAACAAAGCAACAGUGAUUAUAUUUUUGGAAAAUUUAUAAACUGGAAUUUGAAUUUUCAUUUCUUAGAGAAGAAAGUUCAGUGGUUUACGGUCGUCGAUUAUUUCGUUUCUCUCGAGUAUCUGCAUUUGCGUAAUGGAUACUUGAACUACUCAAUGCGGGAUGCAUUUAACGUGGGUGUUGGAACCAGUUACGAUUUAUACUAUAUCAGAGACACCUAUUUCGUAUGGAUGAGAUGCACGAAAAAGAAGGCGUCGCGACGCCCCCGCAUGUCACGCCGGUUUAACCCGCAACGCCACAAACAUUGACCGAACAUUUUGUUUGUUUUUUUUUUUCUUUCGCUGUAAAAGAAAAAAAACCGGUCGCAAAAUUCAUGAAUGAAAGACGCCUCGAACAAAUUAUUCAAACACGUCGAGUGAAUUUCGGAAGAUUGUAAAAAUGGAAUAAGGUCUUCCGAGGGGACGGGAAGGGAGGAUGUGUAUCUCGAUAAAAAGCAUCCGCGAGAAGACGCCGCGCUAGCGACCUUCGUUUUGAAAAGCUAUUCUUCGGCGCCUGCAGUCACACAGCGCUUCGGGAAGAAGAUCCUAUUAUUAGGACGUUAAAAACUCCCGGCAGUUCUAUAGAAACAAGUGAAAAAAAGGUCACGAGUGCAUUUCGAGACGUUCACGUCUAUUUUCCGACAUCGGAUUCACCAGACGCACUUUUAAAAAUACGCAUAAAUAUAUUUUUAGUAGUUCAAUUUCGAAGAGGUUUAUAAAUUCCUCGUGCACGCGACAUACCGUUUAAUACCGGGAUGAGAUAGUUUUCGAGAUAUUCUUUUUUUUUUGCGGAAGGAAAAAGCGAUCAAGAAAUAUGCAAAGAUGAGAAACAAAUCCCGGAAUCGAGCGCUCGACGAUAUCUUCGACGAGGGAGCCAGGUUCAGGGACACUUCGCAACAGAUACACAAACAAUGGCAAGCCGAUCCUUCGAGAGCUUUUCCCACCGUUGGUAGUCCGACUGGUUUAAAUCAUGCCACUUCUACUUCUUCGCCUCCUCCUCCUCCUCCGACGUCGCAAGAUAUCAUCAAUAAUUCUUCCGAUGGCUCUACCGCGACACCCACACCGAGUCCCAGCCCAACGAAUAGCCAACAUCAGCACCAGAACUCGCACAACAGCAACUAUGAAUCCCCUUCGAAAAGUACAUCUACUAUUUCUAGAACGAAACAGGUGACGUCAACGAUGACGAGGCCUCGGACGCCGGGAGUCGGGGCGGACGCGGUCUCCAUAGGGGCCGGUAACAGGGGCGGUAGGGUAACGGAAGUCAUGGAAUUGUGCUACGUUACCGAAAGAAUAAUAGCGCUUUGGUACAGAGAAGAUGCCAAAGGUAUCCUCGAUCACGCUACCACCUUACUCAGAGGAAAACACGCCGACAAUUACGUGAUAUUCAAUCUAUCGUCCCCCGGUCGUACGACGGAGCCGAACACAAGAGAAUCCGGAUGGCCACAAAAUUUAGCACCGAGUUUAGAACGACUUUGCGCGCUUUGCAAGGAACUCGAUUCAUGGCUGAACGCCGCGCCCAACAGAGUGGCGGUUCUUCACGCGAGAGGUGGCAAAGAACGUCUCGGGGUUGCGGUUUCCGCUUACAUGAACUACAGCAGUAUUUGCGGCAGCAGGGAUCAGGCACUCGACAGAUUUGCCAUGAGAAGAUUUUUGGACGAUAAAAUCGGACCUCUUCACGUUCCCUCGCAUCGCAGGUACGUCGAGUACUUCAGCGGACUUUUAUCGGGAUCCUUGAGGAUCAGCCCUUCGCCUCUUUACCUCACGCAUUUAACCGUCCUCGGAGUUCCGCAAUUUGAACCAACGGGCUGUCGAGCAUUCCUAAAAGUUUACGAAGGACUUACACCGGUUUACACGUCCGAUCUAUACUCCGUUACGAACGCUAGAGAAUUCACCGUCAAUCUCGGUGGACUCAGACUGCGUGGCGAUAUACUCAUAAAAUGCUAUCACAGGGUGUACUCCAAACAGAGUCGUGAAGUCAUGUUCUCUUUGCAGUUUCACACCUGCGUUAUUACCGAGAACGUGGUGACGUUUCCUCGAUCGGAAUUGGAUAUCGCCUGCGACGAUCCACGGUGUCCGUCCGACAGUGUCGUGACCUUGUACUUCGCGAGUGACGCCAGACGACAGGAUGGUAUCGGAGGUCCUGUCCCUGCACCGACUCCUGCCGUACCCCACGCUUCCGCUCAUCACGAUCCGAUACUGCAUUGGGACAGUUACACGAAUCUUGAAAUCAGCGACGACGAAGGUCGUGAAACUCCCUUGUCGCCACCACCGCCAUCGAACUCUUCGGUUCACACGUCUCCGCGAGGUUUGGGUUACACUUGCGGUCCCAUCGAUGGCUCGCUCUACGCAGUCGUUCAUCAAGGUGGUGCCGGUGGGCCACGAGGUUCUCCAUUGACAGUGUCGAUGGACAGCGGUAUCAGCAGUGCUCCCCCACAACGUCCGAGUCCCCCGGAAGCUACGGAAUUGUUGCCAUUGGAAUCGGAAAACGAUCGUCUGAACAGCCACGGUGACCUUGACAAGCUUCUUCACGAUAUGAUGCUUACCGUUGAGUCGAUGCCAGACCCUCCAAGCGACAAGUACAGCAGCAGCAAAACCGAAAAAAUGUACAUCCAAGAGUCAUCCCGAUCCUACGGGAGCGGAAACCAGUCUUAUUCAACCUUGAAGGAUUCCUACAGGAGUAAUUAUUCGUCGAAGAACGGCGGAAGUCCGACCUACAGUGGCAGUAAUUAUUCCACGCUGAAAAACGAUGCGCACGAGCCGAUUACCUUGAGAAAGGAUACACUGGAACGAAGAGAGGAGAUAAGGAGUUUUGACGUUAAUUUCGGAAGGUCUACGGGACAAAAUUCCCAGAAUUCAGAUUCGUAUCGAAAGAAUAACGAGUCCUUCUCUCCUCCUGGCAACAUAGACUUCAUUGACGAUGAUAUUCCUUACCACGCGAGGCAGACGAGUCAACCUUUCACUUACGGGGCUACCACCGACAUGAUAAAACAACAAAAAUUGUCCUCCCCAUCCCUGGUUAGAAAAGCAUCUCUCAGAGGUGUCGCACCUGUUGUAGAUAUCGACGAUAUCGUCGGAGAAAGGGACAGAAGGGCUAUCAGUCCGCUUAGUCCAACUACUCCGGAUCCACCACCAGAAUUUGCAAAUGGAUCAACAAACGCCAAAAAUCUUCCCGAUUACUCAGACGGAUUAUCGUGGCUCAGACAACAACAGCUAAAACUUGCCGCACGAAGGGACGAACGAAGCCCAAGUAAACAAUGGCGUCAGGAAUCCGGAAAUCGCGUCAUCGGAGAACUGAGAACUAUUCAAAGAGGAAGAAUUCGUCAAGAUGGUUACGCGAGCGAUUCCGCCGUUCUGGACGGCGACGACGAUAAUUGGACUGUCAAUUCUCCCAUACAGCAGCAAAUUCGAUCUGCCACUUAUACUUCGGCGCCAGCAAGUCCAUUACUUCCGCAAAGAUCUAGUAGCAGGAAGUACAACGGGACGCUUACCAGUGGACGUCCUCGUGCAGAAAGUUUCAACGAACGUCCGUUCGUUAGCGUGAAACGUGGCUAUGAAUUUCGCAAGAAUAGCGAAACUCAGAGUCCCCCGAUGUCCCCAAGGUCGGCUUUAGCAGCUGCACCCUUAGGAUAUGCCUUCCAACAGACUAUCAAUCGUCAGUAUCAACGGCAGCUGUAUCAACAGCAAGAAAAUCAGACAAAGAAUAAUCACGAAAAUCAUCAUCAUCAGUCUACACCACCUCAGCCAGAAUCGCGAAGCGAUAGCUAUGCGAGGACAGAAUCUCUUAUGAAUCAACAUCAUCGUGCUUUAGCACUUCAAUCUUCCGCAACGAUGACUUCUUCUAAUUCCCUGAGUCAAGAUAAUAAUUCGCAGUACAAUAAUUCUACGUUCAAUUCGAAACAACUUCAUUCGAACGAAAACAGAACGACCUUCAACUAUUCCCAAAAAAUGACGGAGGUCGAUGGUGUUCAGGGGAGUCAGAUUAACCGGGAAUCAUCUGGACUUUUGAAAACCGUUGGUAACGAUGUAAAAACCACGUCGAAUGGAAAUGGAAAUGAAUAUAAUGGAAAUGGAAGCACGGACAAUGCGGAUCCUCUCGUGAGCUUAUUUCAGUCUUUGGCAGAAAUAUCGAACGUCAGAACAUCGUCAUCUACUAAUAAAAAUGAAUUACAACAUCAUAAUCGUGAUACAUCCACAUCCAUAUCUGCAUCUGCAUCUGCAUCCGCAUCUGCAUCCACAAAUACGACUAACAGUUCCCCUAAUCAGUCGCCAAAAGCAUGGCAAAAUACACAGUCCCACAAUGACUCGGUGUCAUCCUGGACAGAGCGGAGCAUAAGCCCAGCAGGAGUUGCUCCCGGAGGUACGGUAUCCCGGCCGCAGACACCAGCGUUUCCGGUUCACCCGCGGACACCGUACGUCAACAAUUCAUCGCCAACGGUAACAUUUGCGAGCGAUAGAUUGUACGGAACAUCGCCCAACAACGUUAACAACAUCAAUAACAACAACAACAACAACAACAACAUCAUCAUCAGUAACGGGAACAACAACAACAACGGACCCGAAUUCGAAACUAGAAAUUACAAUGGUAAUGGUAACUACGGAACUUACUCUACUGAAAGAGUAUACACCGUUGAAGAAAGACGGGAAAUUUCAAGAGAGACUGGUCUGCCACCCAAGAGUCCGACGACCCAGCGACGCUUGAGUUUCCCAGCAAGCGGAUCGCUAAAGCAAACGCAUAACAAACGAUGGCCGCUCACUAACCAGUCGGCGUCGUUCGACUAUAGCAAGGAUCGACCUAACUCUCCCGGAGGAGAGUACGCCAGUCAGUCUCAAAUCGCAAACAAUCAAAGCCCAGCUGGAACGCCAACACAAAUUGAAUUCGCCCAGAGUCCAAAGAGCGCAAUUUCAUAUACAUCGAUAAACAGCGGCGGACAAUCGUCGCCGAAAGUAUUUUAUGGAUCGAGGAGAUCGAGUGUUCAUUCAAACACCGAACCUCAGGAAGUUGCCGAUGCCAAUGUUAAAUUCGUUAGGGACACUAGCCGAAUUUGGUACAAGCCAAACAUAUCAAGAGAACAAGCAAUUUCCAUGCUGAAAGAUGCGACUCCAGGAAUGUUCGUGGUUCGCGACAGUAAUUCUUUCCCCGGUGCUUUUGGUCUUGCAUUAAAAGUAGCAACACCCCCACCGGGAGCUCCGAGUAGCCCUCGGGAUCCGGCCAGCGAAUUGGUCAGACAUUUCCUCAUCGAGCCAACAUCAAGAGGAGUUCGUCUGAAAGGAUGUGCCAACGAACCAGUUUUCAGCUCGCUCUCAGCUCUCGUUUAUCAGCACAGUUUAAUGGCGAUGGCUCUACCAUGUCAGCUACUUUUACCGGAACCGGAAGCCGCUGCCAGAGCACUUGAUUCUCCAGGAACAAGUAGCGCUCAACAACUUCUGGCCCAAGGAGCAGCCUGCAACGUUCUCUACCUCUUUACAAUCGACACGGAAUCGCUGACCGGACCACAAGCUAUAAGAAAAACAGUCGCAACGCUCUUUGAGCAGCGACCGUUACCGUCAGCUACAAUUGUUCAUUUCAAGGUGUCUGCCCAAGGAAUUACUUUGACGGAUAACGCUAGAAAAUUGUUCUUCAGACGUCAUUAUCCUACAAAUAAUAUAAGUUAUUGUGGCCUUGACGCAGAUGAAAGAACGUGGAAUUUUACUGGGGAAGAAAACGGUCAAAACCGAAGCGCACAUCGUUGCUUCGGUUUCGUGGCUAGAAAACCAGCUCACAAAUCCGACAACCAGUGUCAUAUUUUCGCCGAACUUGAGCCGGAACAACCAGCGACAGCGAUAGUAAAUUUCGUAAACAAAGUCAUGAUGGGAAAUGCUCAGGUCAAGGCAAACAUCGUCUAGUUCUCUUGCCGGUUUAUUUCUUCCAGUUCUUUCGAACGGUGAAGAAACAAAAUGGCGAGCUUAUUGCCUAUGUGCAUUACGCAGGUGAAAGAAGAACAUUCAAACUCGCAUAAAAAAUAAAUAAUAAACGAGCAGUUGGUACAAUGCUGAUGUUAAUAUGAAAAAAAUAAUAUUCGAACGCGGAUGAUGAUUGAAAAUUAUAUAAUUAUCAGCAUUGCCGAACUGGAAACGAGAAAAAAAGAGAAGAAAAUAUGCAGGAAUAAUGAACGGAUUAGAUUUACAACCGUCAUCUCUACGACCCUUGUUAUUAUUAUUAUUGUUGUCAUUAUUGUUAUUGUAAUUUCGUUCAUUCAAUCCAGAGGCCUUUUCUCGUAAAACAUUAUUAUAUUAGAAUAUAUGCCUAAAUAAUAGUGUAACAAUGAAUGUAAACCGUGAAACAGUAAUUAGGUGGUAUACAUAUAGUACGAUUAUAUAAACUCUGAUUAGAAAAACGAGGGAGGAAUCAUAUAAAGGAAAAAAAUAAAAAAUCAAACAAUUAUAUCGAAGUUGUAGAUCACACCGCAAUAUAAAUAUAGAUAACGAUGACAAUGAUAAUUAUAAAUUGUAAUGAAACAUCUCUAAAUUACAUUGAGGGAAAAAAAGAGAUUUACGAAAAAUUAAAUGUUGUGGGAUAUACAUACGUGUUAUUAUAAUAAUGUAACGAUAAUAAUAACGUUAACAAUAAUAACAAUAAUGAGGAUGUACAACUGCCAGAAUUGGAACUGGAUAUCAGGACUGGCCUUAAUAAUUUAGAAUCCGAUAUCAUCAUACCUAUAUGUAUACUUAUGAUAUUAUUCUGGUAGUAUGUAAUAAUGAUAAAACGAAUAGUCACAUCUCACUAUCCGUUCAAUAGCUAUUUAUGUAGAAAAGAAAUGAGAAAAAGAAACGAGUAUAACAUUUGAGGUUUUACUUUGUUAUUGAAAAUCGUAAUCAUUAUCGUUUAUUAAAAUUAUCACAUCAUUAUGUAAUGCAAUGAUUAUGCAGAAAAUAAUUGUUGGACGUUCAGAAAUAUUGUAAAUAUAAAUAUACCUACAUAUACAUAUAUAAACGUAGUUACGUGUUCAAAUCAUAUUAUUGUAUAAUGUAGGAACACACAUAUAAAAUAGUGAACUAGAGUAAUAUAAUAAUAUCUGUAUUAUAAUUACGAUGAAUAUAUGAAUCUAACAAGUGCACAACUACUUGCAAAAUUAAUAAGUCAAGAAUCAACUAAUAAUCGCAAAAUAAAAUAAAUUUAUCGAAAAAAAUAAGCGAGAAUAAGUGAAUGUCAUGUACUAUAGAAUAUAUACACAAUAUCGAGUUACUUUAAUCUGUGGUUCUUGCCAUGUAUCGAUAGAACAUUUGAAUCAAUUAUUUUAUUUGUUGCUAAUUCCUGAUUACACAUAAAUAUAGUAUAAAUAGUAUCUAGUUAUGUAGGAAAUGGAAUGCUUUUGACUAUAAUAAUGUUAUCAUUAUACAUGAUUAAUAAUUAAUACAACUAUAUAGAAAUAUAUAUCACUUAUACAUUAUAUUGUAAUAAAUUAUUAUAACACACAGUCAAUUACUAUUCGUAUAAAUUAUACGACAAUAUAUAUUACGCAUGUACAUAUAUAUGUGUGAAGGUAUAUACACAUAUAUUUAUAUUAUUUCGUCUACUGAUGUUGCAUUUUUGAUUUCAAAAAUAACAAUAACGAUGAUAAUUCCGAUGAUGAUGAUAUGCCGGUGAAAAUUCUGAUGGAAAUAUUAACUCAGUCAGUCCAACAAUGUUACUUUUCAAGAAGUUUUAUUUUAUAAUCGAACUAAUAACGUAAUUUAUUCAUUAAUUGACGAAAUAUAAAAUUUCCCAAAUUGAAGAGUUAGGCGAUAAACGUGCUAGUCAAAAUUUGGGUAACUCGAUUUACGGUUACGUCGCUAUAAAAUAAUAGUUGUAAUAAUAGUGGUUUCAUUCUGGACAUUACACAUUCUAAUUUCGAUUAUCUACCUACCUGUCAACAGUUCAUGAAUCCACUAGCUACGUGGAUAGGUACGGGAAAAAAGAAACAAAAUUCUGUAUAUAACAACAAAAAUAAUAUCAUUCAUUAUGGAUUACAAUUAAUCUGGAUAAUUAACUAUUAAUUUACUAUCUCGAUCUUACUUUUAAUCUUAUAGGUAUAUAUCAAUAACAUAUGCAUGACCUUUAUCGAUUAUGGAUCAUGCAUUAUUAUCCGCAAUGAUAUUUAUUUAUCCUUCUGUAAUAUGAAUUAUACAUAUACCCCUAUUGAGAGGUGAAAAAAAGAUAGCAAUAGCAGCAACAAAAAAAACCAUCAUUCAGGAAGAAUAAUAAAUAAUUGAAUAUCAAAAUGAUACUCAAAUUGAGCAAAUGGUAA
This is a messenger RNA of Athalia rosae (coleseed sawfly), 9708 nucleotides long. RefSeq names its product tensin-3 (gene by). The transcript has 21 exons. Gene Ontology annotation, molecular function: protein binding. Bases 2267 to 7327 code for a protein of 1686 amino acids. Lineage: Eukaryota; Metazoa; Arthropoda; Insecta; Hymenoptera; Athaliidae. The record is from RefSeq and is a predicted model, not a curated record.